Messenger RNA from Calypte anna (Anna's hummingbird), 2838 nucleotides. It is a transcript of the gene SHQ1, whose product is annotated as SHQ1, H/ACA ribonucleoprotein assembly factor. NCBI's taxonomy places the organism in Eukaryota, Metazoa, Chordata, Aves, Apodiformes, Trochilidae. The transcript is spliced from 12 exons. Gene Ontology annotation, cellular component: nucleoplasm; cytoplasm. The record is from RefSeq and is a predicted model, not a curated record. Gene Ontology annotation, biological process: box H/ACA snoRNP assembly. The coding region runs from base 109 to 1926 and encodes 605 amino acids.
GCCUCUUAUGGCCGUCCCUGCGCAUGCGUCCUCCCCGCCUCGGCGCUGCGGGAGGGCGGCGGGAGAGGAACCACACAGCCAGUGGUUGCUUUUCCUGCUGGAUUCAUCAUGAUAACUCCAGCUUUUGAACUGACCCAGGAUCCGGAUUUUCUUACAAUAAUAAUCAAAGUCCCUUAUGCCAGAGCUUCAGAGUUUGACUUGUAUUUUGAAGGGGAAGACUUCAAAUUUUAUGCUAAACCCUACUUUCUGAGGUUGACACUUCCUGGAAGAGUUGUGGAAGAUGGCAGAGAAAAAGCAUCAUAUAAUACAGACAAAGGAACUUUUACAAUUCAGUUACCUAAGGAGAUUCCUGGCCAGUAUUUUGAGGGGCUGGACAUGCUGACAUCUCUCCUAGCACCAAAGAAAUCAAGAUCAGCAAAGCCUUUAGUAGAAGAGAUAGCUGCCUCUGCUGAGGUGUCUGAAGAGGAGGAAGAAGAAUUUGACUGGGAAAUAGAGCAGACUCCUUACAAAGAAAGUGCUCAGCCACUGCAGAACUGUUAUGGGUUCGGGAAUCUGCGCUCAGGGGUUUUCCAGCGCCUGCAGGAUGAACUGAGUGAUGUUAUUGACAUCAGGGAUCCAGACCAGAUUCCUGUAGAUGAACGCAGGAGGAGACGCCUGGCAGCUGAGGCUGCCAAGUUUGACCCUGAUCAUUACCUAGCUGAUUUUUUUGAAGAUGAAGCUAUCCAGCAUGUUUUAAAGUACAAACCAUGGUGGGUUGAUGCUCAUAAAAAAAUGACAGCCUUGCAGGGAGAAAGUCAUCAAGAAGAGGACACUCCUAAAUUUGUUGUCUUCUCUGAAGAAGAGAGGGAGCAGCUAAGGAAGUUCACAAAUAAAUCUUAUCUUUUGGAUAAAAGAAGCUGUCAUCAUGUGUAUCUUGGUUUAAUUGAUAUCCUUCUGGCAUAUUGCUAUGAAAUCUGUGUCAAUGAAGGAGAGAAGAAUGUUGAAUCAUCAUGGAACAUCAGGAAACUGAGUGCAACAUUGUGCUGGCUGGAGAGUUUCAGUAACAUUCAUGAUGUCCUCAUCUCUUUUGGAAGAAGAGUGCUGUGCUAUCCCCUCUACAGACAUUUUGGGUUAGUGACACGUGCCCUCAAUGAUACAGCCAUGAUACUACAACUGGGAAAAGCUGGAGUUUUGAAGUGUCUGCUGGACAUCCACAAGAUUUUUAGGGAGAAUGACCCUGCCUACAUCCUUAAUGAUCUCUUCAUUACAGACUAUUGCAUCUGGAUUCAAAAAAGCAAGUCAAGGAAGUUGGCUGCUCUCUCAGAAUCCUUGCAGAAAACCACACUCACCAAGUCCCACCUAGGAUUUGAACUGGAAGAGCUGGAAGCAGCAGCAUUGCUGGUACAAGAGGAAGAGAGCCUGUUGAGAGCUGCUGGCACAGUUUCCAAGCAACAGCUGCCUUCCUCUGAGUCUGAGACAAGUGACUCUGAAGAAUCAAGCAGUACUUCAUCAUCUGAGACAGAAGGCUCUGAUUCAGAUGAGCUGGAGUCCUCAGCCAGUGAAGAUGGGAAAAAAAAUUCUUUACAAGGCACACUUCAAGGGGAGGGGACAGCUCCACUUAUUGACUGUAAUGGGUUGAGGCAGGGCACAAACAGUUUGGCGUUUGAGGUUAGUGAUGAAAAAUCAAAGGUUUCUUUGCCAUCUACAUCUGUUCCUGGAAAACUGAUAGAAGAAUUAGAAAAGCAAAUGCACACUGCAAUUAGACUUUCAGAACAGCCUGAAGGAUUGGCUACUGCAAGCUGUGUUUUACAGGAACAAGAAGAACCCUGUGUAUCUGAUCCUGACAGAUUUUCAAAAGAGAGCACUGGGAAGGGAAAUUUCUUGGAGGUGUCUUCAAAGGCAAACCCAUUGCUUUUUCUUUGCAGCACAAAUGAAGAUGAAGACUAAAGGACUGUAUCAGAACAUGGUGUGACCCACUGGCAACACAGCUUGUUGCUGUAAUGAGGUGUUCCCCAGGCUGUCCUGAAGCUGAUAUUUUUCUUUGUUGUCUUGACAGUUUGGAGGAUGAGACUUUGAAGGAAGUCUGUGACUUGAUGAAAGAUACCUUCAGAGUUAGAUUUUAAUUUUUCUUCUGUGAUUCAGCAGAGUCUGAGAUGUUUUUUUCUCUGCAUGUGGGAAUGUGUAAUUUCAAUAAACUUCUAGAAAGUUUUCAUUAAGCUUAUUUGGUAGUAGAGUGAUAUCCUAAUCAAACACAACUGAAAUGAGUUGCAGCAUCAUUUUAGCUAUCUUCAGCUGUUAGGAUUUACUUGAAAAAUAUCCUCAUUAUGUUUGCAUAAACUUGUUUAUGACAUCUUGCUGCAUUUUUUAAAAUGUUAAAAUGCUUUAUAGCAACCACUUCAAAAAUAAUGGUUAUAAAUUUAAAAGUCUAAAUAGAGCUGACAAAUUAUUUUGAAAUAUAUAAGUAUUUUCUAUUUUUUGUACAAAAUAGAGGAAAUCUAUCAUAACUGCAUGCCUAAAUUUCUACAGGCUCAGAGGGUUAUAGCUUGUAUUUCUGCAGUUCUUAUGUGAAUUGUUUCAAGAGUUUUGUUAUUUGUAUUUAUUCUCUUGUGCUGUUCUUGAAAUGUUUUCACAGGUGGACACUCCUGUUGCUCUUUAACAGAAAUCCUAAUUAUUUCUUACUUCUUUCUGCAUAUGCUGUUAGUAUUGCCAGAGUAACAAUAACCAAAAUGAUUAACAUUGUACAGUGCUCUUUGAACAUGGGACUAAAAACAAACCUGUGCUGUGUACACCUUGCUUUGGCCAACACAUUUGUUCCUUUCUGUCCUUAUGACAUUAAAUUAAUGCAAUUAGUUAAUCAGU